Suncus etruscus (white-toothed pygmy shrew) is the source of this 4405-nucleotide messenger RNA. It is a transcript of the gene SCAF8, whose product is annotated as SR-related CTD associated factor 8. The record is from RefSeq and is a predicted model, not a curated record. Lineage: Eukaryota; Metazoa; Chordata; Mammalia; Eulipotyphla; Soricidae. Gene Ontology annotation, molecular function: RNA binding. The coding region runs from base 6 to 3734 and encodes 1242 amino acids. The transcript is spliced from 19 exons. Gene Ontology annotation, cellular component: nucleus.
CUAAAAUGACCCAGAUUACUAAAGCAGCCAUCAAAGCUAUUAAGUUUUAUAAACAUGUGGUACAGAGUGUGGAGAAAUUCAUUCAGAAAUGUAAACCAGAAUACAAGGUACCUGGACUUUAUGUCAUCGACUCCAUUGUACGACAAUCUCGACAUCAGUUUGGCCAAGAAAAGGAUGUCUUUGCACCCAGAUUUAGCAAUAACAUCAUUAGCACUUUUCAGAAUUUAUAUCGUUGCCCUGGGGAUGACAAGAGUAAAAUCGUGAGAGUAUUAAACCUAUGGCAGAAGAAUAAUGUCUUUAAAAGUGAGAUCAUUCAGCCGCUUUUGGACAUGGCUGCAGGUAUCCCCCCUCCAGUAGUGACCCCUGUCCUGGCCAGUACGACUGCUGCUCUGAGCAACACCCCAGGGACUCCUGUGACACCGGCAACUCCAGCCAAUGUCGUCCAAGGUUUGCCCGACCCCUGGGUUUCGCAGAUCACAAACACGGACACACUUGCAGCUGUUGCACAGAUCCUGCAGAGUCCUCAAGGACAACAGCUUCAGCAGUUAAUACAGACUCUGCAAAUCCAGCAGCAGAAACCGCAGCCCUCCAUUCUGCAAGCCCUGGACGCCGGCCUCGUGGUACAGCUGCAGGCACUCACUGCGCAGCUCACAGCAGCUGCUGCUGCAGCCAACACACUCAACCCCCUUGAGCAGGGCGUGUCUUUUCACAAGAAAUUGAUGGAUAGAUUUGAUUUUGGGGAUGAUUCUGAGCAUAAUGAAGAGCCGAAAAAGGAAAUUCCGACCCCACAACUUUCUCAUGUUUCAGAAUCUGUGAACAAUUCCAUCUUUCAUCAAAUAGCAGAACAGUUGCAGCAGCAGAACCUUGAACAGCUCCGGCAGCAACUCCUGGAACAGCAGCAUCCUCAAAAGGCAACUCCUCAGGACAGUCAGGAGGGAACAUUCGGGUCCGAGCAUUCAGCGUCACCUUCACAGGGCAGUAGUCAGCAGCAUUUCCUUGAACCUGAAGCAAAUUUGGAUGAUUCCAUAGAUAUUCAGCAACAGGAUAUGGAUAUAGAUGAAGGUCAAGAUGCUGUGGAAGAAGAGAUCUUUGACCAAGAAGCCAAGAAAGUGGCUGUUCGCUCAAGAUCACGAACACAUUCACGAUCACGGUCAAGGUCACCAAGAAAGCGAAGGUCUCGAUCCCGCUCUGGUUCUCGGAAACGCAAACACCGAAAGCGCUCACGUUCACGUUCGAGGGAAAGGAAGCGGAAGUCGUCCCGUUCCUACUCGAGUGAGCGGCGAGCAAGAGAGCGAGAGAAAGAACGGCAGAAGAAGGGCCUGCCCCCGAUUCGCUCCAAAACGCUCAGCGUAUGUAGUACGACUCUCUGGGUCGGUCAGGUGGACAAGAAGGCUACGCAGCAAGAUCUAACCAACCUAUUUGAAGAGUUUGGGCAAAUUGAGUCUAUUAAUAUGAUUCCUCCCAGGGGCUGUGCUUAUGUCUGUAUGGUUCAUCGACAAGAUGCAUUUCGGGCUCUUCAGAAACUUAGUUCUGGAUCAUAUAAAAUUGGAUCUAAGGUUAUUAAGAUUGCUUGGGCCUUAAACAAAGGUGUAAAAACAGAAUACAAACAGUUCUGGGAUGUGGAUCUUGGAGUUACUUACAUACCAUGGGAAAAAGUUAAAGUGGAUGACUUAGAGGGUUUUGCAGAAGGAGGCAUGAUUGAUCAGGAAACUGUGAAUACUGAAUGGGAAACUGUGAAAAGCUCAGAGCCUGUUAAAGAGCCAGUGCCCGCAGCGCCGAGCCCAGCACCCCCAGAGAAGGAGCCCGUGGCUACCACUCAGGCUGAGGUUUUCCCUCCGCCUGUAGCGAUGCUUCAGAUCCCAGUAGCACCAGCUGUGCCUGCAGUUAGUUUAGUGCCACCAGCAUUUCCUGUGUCGAUGCCGGUUCCUCCUCCUGGCUACAAUCCAAUUCCUCCACCUCCUUUUCUUCGAGCAAGUUUUAACCCUUCACAGCCUCCUCCUGGUUUCAUGCCACCCCCAGUUCCUCCUCCUAUUGUUCCACCACCUGCUAUUCCACCAGUCGUUCCAACAUCUUUAGUACAGCCGCCAUUAUCCAUGACUCCAGAGACUGUGAAAGAGGUUGGAUUUGGUGGCCUUGUCUUACCAGGCAGUUCUGUUACCAGCAGCCUUGCUGCUCCUGCUCUGCCAUCUGGAAAUGUUUUUAAUCCUCCAACUAAACAAGGAGAGCCUGAAGAAAAAGUACCUCAUCUCCUAGACCACCAGCUUGCUUCUGGUGACAACCCCAGACCAGUGCUUCCAAAUGAUAUUUCAAGUAGCUCUGCAAUUUUAGGAGGACAACCACCAAAUGUGACAAGCAAUUCUGGAAUUAUGGGAGUCCAAAGACCAACUAUAUCAAGUAAUUCAGAAAUUCUUGGAGUUCGUCCAUCUAAUGUUUCCAGUACUGCAAUUAUUGGAGCCCAGCCACCAAAUAUUUUAAAUAACUCUGGAAUGUUGGGAUUACAACCACCUAAUGUGUCAAACAGUUCUGGACUAAUGGGUGUCUUACCUCCUAAUAUCCCGAACAAUUCCGGACUUAUAGGAGUACAGCCACCAAAUGUUCCAAAUCCUGGACUUUUGGGAACACAGCCACCAGCUGGACCUCAGAACCUGCCCCCUUUGAAUAUUCCUGGCCAGAGGAUGCCUGUAAUGCCGAUUUUAGACAUUCGCCCGGGAUUAAUCCCACAGGCCCCUGGACCAAGGUUUCCUCUCAUUCAGCCUGGAAUUCCCCCCCAGAGAGGGCUCCCUCCUCCAGGGGUACUUGAUUCAGCUCUUCACCCACCGCCCCGGGGUCCUUUUCCUCCUGGAGACUUAUUCAGUCAGCCUGAAAGACCUUUCCUCGUUCCUGGAAGACCAAGCAUAGACAGUGUACCUAAUCCUGAUAAAAGGAUACCGGUUGGAAAUGAAAACAUGCAGCAGGAGGGAGACCGAGAUUAUCGGUUCCCUCCCAUUGAAACUCGGGAAAGCCUCAGGCCUCCCCCGAUGGACGUCAGGGAUGUGGUUGGACGACCUGUCGACCCCCGGGAGGGUCCCGUCAGGCUUCCGCUAGACGCAAGGGAGCAUUUCGGGAGGCCUCCCAUGGAUCUCCGAGAAAAUCUCGUUAGACCCGGCCUCGACCAUCUUGGGCGGAGAGAUCACUUUGGCUUUAAUCCCGAGAAACCCUGGGGCCACCGAGAUUUUGAUGAGAGGGAACAUCGAGUCAUCUCUGUGUUCGGGGGUCCGAAAGGCUUACACGAGGAAAGAGGGCGAUUUCGAGCGGGAGCCUAUCGGUUUGAUCCUCGAAGUGGUCCUUGGAAUAGAGGCUUUGUACCAGAAGUCCACAGAGAUUUCGAUGACCGCAGAAGACCCUGGGAGAGGCAGAGGGAUAGGGAUGACAGAGAUUUUGAUUUCUGCAGAGAAAUCAAUGGCAACCGUCUGGGACGAGAGAGAAUCCCAAACACCUGGGUGCCCCCACCUCAUGCUCGGGUGUUUGAGUUCUUUGAAGGGCCCACUGCUCAGCGGAAAGGUGACACGGUGCCUCAGGUCAAUGGUGAAAAUCCUGAGAGACAUACGCAGCCGCCACCUUUACCUGUACAAAGUGAUCCUGAACUCUAUGAAAAAUUGGCGCCUUCGACUGAACUUAACAAGGAGAAGAGUGACACAGUCGCUGAGAUAGAGAGUGAACCAGUGGUAGAAAGCACAGAAACUGAGGGGACAUAAUCAUCACUCAGUAGGUAAAAGAUACCUUUUGUAAAGUUGUCAUCUCUGUAAUAGAUUUUUGGCUGACUGGACCAUAGUUGUUCACUUUCGUCUGCCACAAUUAAGUUAAUCUGAUGUUCAUGUUCACCUUUCUCUUAAAAUAAUUGUACAACUGACUUGUAUAGAUAUUGUUCUUAAUAUGAACAUGGUAAACAAUUUUUUUUAAAUUUUUGACAAAAUAUAAGUGUUGCCCCAGAUUCUUUUAACUUCAAGGAAAUGAAUAACAGCUUGUCGGGAGACUUCCUAUGGAAGAAAGAAUUUUUUUAGAUACUACCAUUAGGUCGGAUAUGGUAAUAGAUAUAUUUCACACUAGCAAAAGGUGGUAUGUUUUAUCCAUAUCUUUAGGCUGCUGCAGAAAUUUAAGGUAAUAGACAAAGCUGUGAUAUUUUAUUCAAUGACUGGCUCUAGAUAAUGGAGGAGCACAAUACAGAGAUUUUAAAAAGUGAUUUUGUAAAAUCGACACUCUGGUCUCUGUUUCUCCAAAGUAAGUGUUUGUGAUUUGUUCCUCAUGCUGCAGUGAGUAUAUAAGAAAAAGAAAAGAAAAGAAAACAACCACAUAAAAAUAUUAAAGUGCGUUUCAUUGUUGGGUGAGUUUUGUUUUUAGAUGCCAAUAAAACUUACUUGUUUGAUAA